This is a messenger RNA of Bipolaris victoriae FI3, 930 nucleotides long. RefSeq lists its product as hypothetical. The transcript has 3 exons. The record is from RefSeq and is a predicted model, not a curated record. Lineage: Eukaryota; Fungi; Ascomycota; Dothideomycetes; Pleosporales; Pleosporaceae. Bases 1 to 930 code for a protein of 309 amino acids. Gene Ontology annotation, molecular function: catechol 1,2-dioxygenase activity; ferric iron binding. Gene Ontology annotation, biological process: catechol-containing compound metabolic process.
AUGGUUCCUCAAAAACCAGAUAUUGCUGCGCUUAAGGACCUCACUAUAGAGAACAUCACAGGUAAUGUCCACGUGAUAAACUCAGAUUGCCAAGAUACUCUUACACGCUUUCUGUUUGAGCGCUUAGUCGCCCAUUUAGAUGACUUUGCUCGCGAGACCCGCCUGAGCACAGCUGAGUGGGAGACUGCGAUCCGGUUCCUUACAGAAUGUGGCAAGAUAUGCAGCGACACUCGACAGAAGCUGAUUCUCUUGUCCGAUGUCCUUGAUCUUUCCCUUCUAGUUGACUCUAUCGACCAUCCCAAAGCGCCUGCAUUUACAGAGGGUACUGUCUUAGGGCCAUUCCAUGCUCACGUCAGUGAAACCGUCUCAUCAGGUGCGGCUAUCCCACACGAUCCCAAUGGUGAACCUUUGCUAGUGCCAGUCGUGGCUGUUGACAUUGAUGUGUGGGAGACGGAUUCAAAGGGCUUUUACGAUGUCCAAUACGCAGGGCGCGAAGGGUUCGACGGUCGGGCUGUACUCUCUAGUGACGAGCAUGGAGACUUUCAUUUCAAGGUGAUUGUACCAGUUCCGUACCCAAUCCCUGAUGAUGGUCUUGUUGGAAGGCUCCUCGCGGUACUAAAACGGCACCAGUAUCGACCCAGUCAUAUGCACUUUAUGGCUCUGUAUCUUCGACGCGACCCAUAUGAGACAUCUGACGUAGUUUUCGGGGUCAAAGAAUUACUUAUAGUAGACCUACAAGCUGCGGCGGAUAUCUCUGUUUGUUGUGCAAAAUAUGGCAUGCCUGAAACUAUGAAAGUUCUCAAAUAUGAUUUUUUUCUUGUUGCUGAUGCCGAAAUCACUGCACUUCGAAAUCAGAAGGCGCUUGAUGCAGCAUCAUGCUUGGGUCUCAAGCUGAAAUUAGACCAUGGGCUUCUAGUGAGGGACGAUUGA